UAUCCUGAAAACAACUCCCCUCUCUCUCCUCCCUAAAGCACAGCACGAGAGAGACGCGGCCAUGGCGAUGGCCCCGCCGCCCGCCUGCUCGCUCCUCCGAGUCGCCGCCUCCGCGCCCAUUUCUGCUGCCUCCACCUCCGUUUCCAUCCCGCGGGCCCCCAGUUUCCUCCCUUCCUCACGUUCCGCUUCCGCCCGCCGCCACCUCACCGCGACAUGGCCUCCGAAGGCCGCGACCUCCGCUUCUGUCGAAAUCCAGGACGAGUACGCGGAUGAGAUAGACGCGGUGAACAUUGCGCAGGACGUCACCCAGCUAAUUGGAAAAACACCAAUGGUGUAUCUCAAUAGUGUUGUUGAUGGUUGUGUUGCUAAUAUCGCUGCAAAGCUAGAGUAUAUGGGACCUUGCCGAAGUGUCAAAGAUAGGAUUGGAUUAAGCAUGAUUAAUGAUGCUGAAGAGAAGGGAUUAAUUUCUCCAAAUAAGACCAUCUUGGUAGAACCAACAACUGGGAAUACUGGCAUAGCCAUUGCUUCUGUGGCUGCAGCUAGAGGAUACAAGCUGAUAGCUACUAUGCCUUCAUCAAUAGAUGUCGAGAGACGGAUUCUUCUGCGUGCAUUUGGGGCGGAGAUUGUGCUAACUGAUGCUACCAAAGGACUGAAAGGAGCUUUUGAUAAAGCUGAGGAAAUAGUAUUGAGGACACCAAAUGCAUAUAUGUUUCAGCAGUUCAACAAUGAAGCAAAUAGUGAGAUCCACUUUCAAACCACUGGCCCAGAAAUAUGGGAAGACACAUUGGGUACUGUUGACAUACUUGUUGCAAGCAUAGGGACAGGUGGUACCAUUACUGGCACAGGGCGUUACUUGAAAAGGAUGAACAAAGAUAUUAAGGUCAUUGGGGUAGAACCAGCUGAAACUAGUGUGAUCUCUGGUGACAACCCAGGUUACAUUCCAAGUAUAUUAGAUAUCCAGUUGAUUGAUGAGGUUGUGAAGGUUAGCACCGCACAAGCUGUCGAUUCUGCUAGGGAACUUGCACUAAAAGAGGGCUUGCUGGUUGGUAUUUCUUCAGGUGCAGCAGCUGUUGCUGCUAUUAAUGUUGCCAAAAGACCUGAAAAUGCUGGAAAGCUGAUUGCGGCCAUUUUCCCCAGCUUUGGAGAAAGAUACCUCUCCAGCAUCCUAUUCCGUCCAAUAUACGACUCGGUUCGAAGAAUGAGGAAGAAAUAGCCAGCCUUUUACAACUUCAAGCGCAUGGCGCUUCCUUCUCUAAACCUGACAGGCUUCCAAGGCAUGACAAACAUGAAAGAGUGACCCUGGUAGAUUGCAACAAGCAGGGUUCAAAGUUUUGAAACGCUCCCGCUGAGUGCGCUGAUCAUAGAGCUUGGUAGCUGCGCAGGUCAAUUGAGCUGCAAGCCUGCAGCUUGGUUCAGGACAGACUGCCUCACAAGUUUAGAACCUGCCUCUACAACCUCAGUGAAACAUGCAGAAAUGGAUGCUAUAGUUAGCUUAGAAUCCUCCUUUCAGUAGCUUAGAACUAGGGACAGACCGCAGGCUUGUAAUCUGAUACGCAUUUGAGCUGAUCCUAGUAAACAACUGUCUGCACAUUAUUUUUUCCUUUUGAAUUUUGAUUAUUUCAUCCCUCA
This is a messenger RNA of Setaria italica (foxtail millet), 1629 nucleotides long. RefSeq names its product cysteine synthase. The coding region runs from base 62 to 1213 and encodes 383 amino acids. The transcript is spliced from 10 exons. The record is from RefSeq and is a predicted model, not a curated record. Gene Ontology annotation, molecular function: cysteine synthase activity. Lineage: Eukaryota; Viridiplantae; Streptophyta; Magnoliopsida; Poales; Poaceae. Gene Ontology annotation, cellular component: cytoplasm.